CUUGAGUUAUUGGAGUUGGAUCAGUCACUGUGGCAAUGUGACUUUGGUGUUUGGGACCAGAGUUCAAGAUAAUAACAGAGGAGCCCUCUUUUUCUAUGUUAGGAAUAUUUAUUUUGAGGCGUCUGUAAAGUAUUAAUUACAGGAACGGAGAGAUGGACUGGCGGUGGACAGUUUUCACACUGUUUUUGAACUUUCAUUUCAUUUACGGGUCUCCCUCUUCUUAUGACUUGUUCCAGGGGUCUGCAUACACUGGAGUGGUGCACAGACACAGAAACAGGAACUGGUGUGCCUAUGUGGUGCGCAGGAACGUGAGCUGCGCCGUGCAGGGGAGUGUGGAGAGCUUCCAGGAGCCCGUAGUGGCCCCAUGCCCAGCCUACCAGCCCGACUGCCAGCAACAAGUGACAUACCAAAAUCGGUUUCGACCCACAUACAAGAUUGCCUUCAAGACAGUCACAGAAUUAGAGUGGAGAUGCUGUCCUGGUUACCAAGGUCUCGACUGUAAAGAUUUAAAACCACCACCAGACCGACAAACAGUUCAGGGAAUACAGCCAUACUUCCCACCAAAUCCUGGACAUACAACCAGACACACACAGCGGCCAGAACGGAGAGAGACAGGGCACCAUGAGGCAAGGCAUGGUGGGACAGAUAAGGUACAUCUUCUGGAAAGUGAAGUUCAGCGCCUGUCUCAGACAGUCCUGGAUCUCCAGUCAGCUUUGACAGGAUUAACUGGCAACCUCCGCACAGACCUGCAGGAAGACACAAAGAAGAUGCUGGUGACACUUCUCAACAACAUGCAUCCGCCAGACAGUGCUACGGCUGCAGGCACAGAGGAGAACCCAGCAGUGCUGGAUGGUCACCAGGCUACUAGAGGUGGGAUUACUGGAGACAAGGCAAUAGAAAAAAUAAUGGCCCGGUUGGAUGAUAUCAACAAUGCAUUGAAAAGCAAGGAUGAAGCCUUGGAAGACCUAAAAGGAACCAUGACAAGUCAUGAGGGGCAGAUACGUGUCCUGAUGGAUGCCUCUCAAUCUCAGACUCCAGCAAUUGCAGAGUUUGAUGUUAUACAGACCUACAUUGAUGGAAAAUUUGAAAAGCUGAAGAAAGAGCUAGACCAGAAUGUGGAGGAACAGAUGGCCAAGCUACAAAACUCAUGCAAUGACAAGAUCCACACCUUGCAGAAGACCUGUGAAGACAGCCGUGACCAAGGUUUGGUCAGCCUGACCAAACUGGUUGACACCAAAGAGGAUGAUCUGAGAAAAGAGAUCCGAGCACUACGUCUGGACAUGGCUGCUGCAGAUGGACCUAUUCGAACUCAAAGGCAGACAGAUCCAACCAAGGCAGAAGAGGAUCAUAGUGACCACAAAGACCUGUGGCGUGAGAUUGACCGUAUUGCAGAUGCUCACCGCAUCCUGAACGCCCGCUUUGACAACGAGCUGGUGCACCUAUCUGAGUCUCCACAAGACAAUGAUUUUAGCCUACUGAUUGAAGAGAUGGAGGCACGCAUUAAUAUCACAGAACAAAACGCAGAGACUCACUGUUUCUAUAUUGAAGAGAAGCUGACCCGUACAAUUGCUGACGAAGUGGCAGCAUUGCGGAAGCUUCUGGAUGAGCGUCUGAACAGCAUGGAGGACCAGUUUACAACCAUGCUGGUGGAAAUGAGCAACAGCUCCUUCCCGGGGAUGUUUGGAGACUCCAUGGAUGCCAUCCAGACAGAAGUCAACAAUAAUAAGUUCCUCCUUCAAGGUUUGGAUGAUAAGGUCAAUGCUGUUGGAGAGCUGUGCUCUGCAGGAUGUUCAGGCUCAGGAAUUUCAGUCGGUGCAGUGAGUUCAUCACCCACACCUAAAGUCCUAGAAAACAUUUUGAAAGACCUGAGUCGGUAUAGGAAUGACUUGGAUGUUCUUCACACAGAUGUCAUUACCAACAAAGACAAGCUCAGGUACCUAGAAGAAUUUGUUGAAAGGCAGUCAGUUGCAAGUGAGAGACGUGCUACGACGAUGGAGGACUUCAAGAAGGGACUGAUUAAUCUUCAAGAUAAUGUGCUUGGUCUGGCUGGUGCUGUUACUGGGUUGAGUGACUCCUUAAGCAAAUACAAUCAGGAUAUGCACAGAAUAAACUCAACAUGCUGCCAGGCAGAGCAUAGUGGCACUGGGAUUCCAGCAAAGAACAACUGGGCAUCAGUCAGUGCAGAGCCCAGUAGUCAGGCAGAAGACACCAGACGUCAGGUGGAGGAGCUGAAGAACAGGCUUGAUACACUCAGUACACAGGUGUCAUCUGAACUGAGUCAGUGUAAACAAAACACACAGGGUGUUUCUGAUGACAUUUCUGCUGUGAAUGGACGUGUGACCAGACUUGAAAAAGUGUGUGGAAGGUUAGAUGGUGUUUCUGCUAAUAUCAAAGAGCUGAAAGAUGGACUGGAGAGGCAUGUCGGUGGUCUGCGAGAGUGUGUGUACAGGAUGAACAUCACCUGUGGAAAUCAUGGCGCAGACAUCGUCGCACUGCAGAAUUCCUUGCAGAAGUUCCAGGGACAGCUGUCUGCGAUGGCCAAACAUGUUUUGAAAGACGUCAGUCCAAAUGGGCCAGGAGUGGCCUUGGCACCAGAGAGGCCUGCUACUAUGCCAGAGUCAAGUCCGACCAGAACCAGAAUCCAACAAAUCCACAUCCCUCUCAUCCUCCCACCACCGCCGUCUAGCCGCAGGCAGCCGUACAAUCCCAGCCAACCAGUGCAGCCCAACACGCACACGAUCAGGAUCAGCCCGCCAAGCCAGCCGUCCAGCCCCCAGCAACCAGGCCACCCCACUAUCCCCCUGGUUCCCAUAAGGCCAGUGGUGGAGACGGGCGAGGCUGGACCUCCAGGGUACAUCCGCAGGGUGACUGUGCGGAGAGGGUCCGAGGACUCGUCUAGAAUGCCUGUCAAAGGAUUUGCUGGAGCACCAGGCUAUCAUCCUCUGCAGCCUGUGUCUUUUAAGCCUCAAUCAACCCGCCGCCAAGUUCCUGUAGCAGCAAAAGUGCCCUGGAACCCAAUAUAUCAAGCUCCAGUGCAAUCAGUUUCAGCUGUCAACAGCGCCUUUGCAGAUCCCUUCUCCUUCUCUGCCGGCCUAACACAGCAGCUCUACGGAGACUCUGGCAUCAUCCGCUUCAACAGAGUUCUAGUCAAUGAUGGUGGACACUACGAUCCCCACACAGGGAUCUUCACUGUACCUCUGGAUGGCCGAUACCUGAUUUCAGGUCUGCUGACUGCAAAAGAGGGUGACCGAGUACAAGCCGUCCUAUCUGUGUCUAACCGCAGCGUCCAAAGGCUGCAGAGCUCAGCUGGGCCUGUGGCUGGUCAACACGGAGGCUCAGCUGGUGGUAACUGUGGCUGCGGAGGCUCGGUGUCCUUCAGCCUGAUCCUGCCCCUGAGGAAAGGAGACCGCGUGGGCCUGGUGAGGACCGGAGGCAAGCUGGCCACAACCGAGGCCAGGGAGAUCCUCUCCACGUACAGCGCCAUCUUCCUGUACGCACCACAGGCCAAAAGAUAGCUGGAGCUCAGCUGGGCAGUAACGGAAAGGACUAGGUUGUUCCCAGAUAGUUGGACUGGAGGAAAUGUUGAAGAAGAGUUUUCACUGAUUGGCUGUGAUGCAGCUGUUUCACCACACAAUGCCACUGUGUGAAGAUCCUCAGUUAUAAAUUCAGUUAAGACGUCAUUACAUUGUAAUUUGUAAGCCAUUUGCCAAAUAUACCUGCAUACAAGAAGCAGAAUUUGUUUCUAAUAUAUUUGAUUAUCAAGUUGCCUUUUUGUACCUACUGUUAAAGUCUUGUGUAUAUAAGUGUUUUUAAAUUAACAAUACAAUUCAUAGAAUUUAAUUAUUAUUUUAACGAAACCAUCUCAGACACUCAUUAUACAGUAUGUUGUUUUUAGACAAAAACAGUCCUUUUACCUGGUAGAACACAGGAGUUGCUGGUCCACCACUGCCUUGAUCCACAGCAUUUAACCCUUGUUCAAGGUUCAAGGUUAAUUUAUUUGUAAAAGACGAAACUUUGCUCUUAAUGUAUAAAAUAUAAAAACAACAAGGAUAAAGAUGAAAGUGCUCCAAGCUCUAAAAAUCAGGACUUACAAAGAGAGAUCAAAAAAAAAAAAAUGCAGGUAAAAGCAAGAACAAUUCUGUGCCAUAUUACUACAACUUGUUGAUCUGAACGAUAGCUGCUGGAACAAAACAAUUUUUAUACCGCUUGGUUCUACAUCUUGUGACCAUAAACCUCCGUCCAGAAGGAAUAAGUCAAUGUGCUAAGGGCAGGAGUCGUCAUUUAAAAACUGUAACUGCCUGCUGUAAAGGGAUUCUGGGUUAAGCUUUGACUCACCAAUCAGCCUACUAUUACUACCAUUAAACAAUAUGACUGAGGGAGUUUCCUGUUCUUUAAAGAAAGGUUUCCAAACCAUGAUUUGGACCAGAACUAACAAGUUAAAACACUGAAGUCACAAUAACGCACACUAACUGAGGCACUGUUAGACCAGCAACCCUUGUGUUCUCCAGGGUGAAAUUAGUCUUGUGGCUUUGAAGAGAGUGAUAUUAAAAGGUUCAGUUCUUUGUCAGAAAGAACAGUUUGAAGGCAAAGUAAAGCAAUGAAAAUAUUCUAAAUAUAGCGUACACUUAAACCCCUACUUCAUUAUCUUAGGUGGCUAAAAUCUGUAUUGUUGCUGCCCCAAUCUACAGCAGUACAUUCCUUAGCUUCUGUGCUCCUGUCUGCUUCCCCAAACUGGGGGUGUGCUGAGCACCAUCUACUGUAGGUAAUACACUGACUGACUAGUACCUCUUACAACCCCCACUUCCUAAAAUCUGAACUAAACCUUUAAUAUCACAAGUUCUACUGGCCUCAGAAACUGCAUUGAGAAAGUCUAGGCUGGAAGGCAAAAACCCCAUAUGGGUCAUUACAUGAAGUGGGUGUGGGUGAAAAAUAAAAUUCCCUUCUCCUCACUUGUGACUUAUAAUUCUAAAACUUAAAAUAUUCCAACAGCAAACUCUUAAGAAGCAGGGGGAGUGUAUUUAGCCUUCAGUUCAGCCUCUGUAAACCUUUAAAAAGAGAAAAAUACUGUUUUAUAAACAAUUUACCAAAUAGCGAUCCACUGAAUUACUGUCUCUCUAACUCUUUAAGGUUUGUGUUAUUCGACACCGAAACAUGGAACUGCUUGAGGGAUUUUAACUGCAGUAAAGUCAUUCAUGAAUUUUCACUUAAAAAAAUAAGCAGCAGGGUAAAAGUUACUCGCCCGUGGUUACUGUUGAACUUUUUGACUCAGAAUGGAGCACACACGCAAAUGUAUUCAGUUAGAAACUUUAUUUAAUACAAAUAUGACCACAAGCCACACUUUGUUAGCUUCAUUAGGCCUGUAUUUUUUUUUUCUUCAUACAAUGUAUUUUGUUCUUUAAACAUACUUUAAACCACAUUUCUAUACAAAUCAAACACAGCAUACACUUAAGGUAUUCCUGUUGGUCAGACACAAUCAAAUAGCAAGCAUUACCUUCAAACAGAAUGACACAAACAGAGUCCCACAAAAGAUCAUACACUUUAUAUGAAAUAAUAAAAACAAAAAAAAAAAAGGCAUCAAAGACAGAAGAAUGUGAUGAUCAGCAUAUAUACUGGAUCAUUUUCCACAGCAGUUGAGUGAGAACAAACAAUAUUAUAUACCAUGUAUCCCAGGAUCAUAGAGGAUGAAGUGUGAUUCUUCCACACAAGAUGCUUUACUUUCAUAGAAAGAAAUGGAAUUCAUUUUGUUAAUCAUGAGAUAUAUCUAUUUGACUUCACCAAACUUUGUAGAGAACAAGCAAACAAAUCAACGCAAAACACGCAUCUCAAAUCAUCACAGAACAUCUGAGCUACAGAGUGAAUGCGGAAACACUUCAGCGAAAUAAUAACAGGCUGAUAGCGACAAAUCUGGAUGUACGUAAUUGUAUCGGAAAUUGUGCUUUUUUAUCAUUAAAUGGUUCUGUCUG
Molecule: messenger RNA, 5963 nt
Organism: Morone saxatilis (striped sea-bass)
Lineage: Eukaryota; Metazoa; Chordata; Actinopteri; Moronidae
Gene: emilin2a
Product: elastin microfibril interfacer 2a
Exons: 9
Coding region: 153-3515 (1120 amino acids)
Molecular function (GO): protein binding
Source: RefSeq, a predicted model, not a curated record